AGCGUCUGAACGCGCGCAUUACGUCAGACGUACAGCGUGGAGGGGGAGGAUCCCGUGACGUCACCGCGUUCACCCUUACGUCGUUGGACUGUGGACGCUGCAACGGCAGUGAAGUUAGUGAGCCAUUUCUGCAAAGUUUUAACCAGAAACGGUGGUUUUAUAAGGUCAGGGAUGUCUCUCACACAGGUGUCCUCCAACAAGUGCGCUGGUGGCUUCCAGAAAGUCUUCGAACAUGAGAGCACGGAGCUCAAGUGUAAGAUGAAGUUCGCCGUCUACCUGCCUCCCAAAGCUGAGACAGACAAGUGUCCCGUCCUGUACUGGCUCUCUGGUCUGACAUGCACAGAGCAGAACUUCAUCACCAAAGCAGGAAGUCAGGUUCCUGCUGCAGAACACGGACUCAUCAUCGUUGCUCCGGACACCAGCCCACGCGGCUGUAACAUCGAGGGCGAGGAUGAGAGCUGGGACUUCGGCACCGGAGCUGGGUUCUACGUGGACGCAACCGAGGAUCCCUGGAAGAUCAACUACAGGAUGUACUCCUACAUCACAGAGGAGCUCCCCAGACUCAUCAACGCUAACUUCCCCACCGACCCGAACCGGAUGUCGGUCAGCGGUCACUCGAUGGGCGGACACGGAGCUCUGAUCUGUGCCCUGAAGAACCCUGGGAAAUAUAAGGCUGUGUCAGCGUUCGCUCCGAUCUGUAACCCGCUCCAGUGUCCGUGGGGUCAGAAGGCUUUCUCCGGAUACCUCGGAUCGGACCGAGACACCUGGGAGGCUUACGAUGCCACGGUGUUGGCGAGCUCGUACUCCGGCCCCCCACUGGACGUGCUGAUCGAUCAGGGGCGGGACGAUCAGUUCCUGUCAGCCAGUCAGCUGCUGCCGGACAACCUGAUCACCGUCUGCUCCGAGAAGAAGAUCCCGGUGGUUUUCAGGCUGCAGCCCGGAUACGACCACAGCUACUUCUUCAUCUACUCCUUCAUGAGCGAUCACAUCAAACACCACGCCAAGUUCCUGAACGCCUGAACGCACCACAGGGAAGAAGCUCCCUCCGGACUUCCUGCAGGAUUCAGUACAUCACAUGUUCAUAAUGAAGAGAGUCAGAAGACUUUGAAGCCUUUAAGUUUGAACGGCACUGAGGUUAGUUUGGGAUAACUGAGCCACAGGAAGUGUUUGGUUUGACCAGACAGUGGAUUUUGCAGAGCUGACCUUUCAAAAUAAAAUCCUCAGAAAAUC
Eleginops maclovinus (Patagonian blennie) is the source of this 1230-nucleotide messenger RNA. It is a transcript of the gene esd, whose product is annotated as esterase D/formylglutathione hydrolase. Gene Ontology annotation, cellular component: cytosol. The transcript is spliced from 9 exons. NCBI's taxonomy places the organism in Eukaryota, Metazoa, Chordata, Actinopteri, Perciformes, Eleginopidae. Gene Ontology annotation, molecular function: S-formylglutathione hydrolase activity. Bases 172 to 1020 code for a protein of 282 amino acids. Gene Ontology annotation, biological process: formaldehyde catabolic process. The record is from RefSeq and is a predicted model, not a curated record.